AAAAAAUAAAAAUAAAACUACAACUUCUUCCCCUUCCCUUCCCUUCCCUUUUCCCUUUCUCCAAUCCUCUCCUUCUUCUGCCGAUACUUUUUCCAGUGGGAUAGAAAUGUGGGACUUGAACGACUCCCCAGCUCAGAGAAGAGCCGCGGGGGCAGCGGAUGAGUUCUCGGAGGAAGGGUGCUCCAAUAAUUCCCAAACCGACAAGGGGAAAAGGGUCGGAUCCGUCUCCAAUUCCAGCUCCUCCCCGGCCCAGCCCAUGGAAGACGGAUCCGAAGAAGAAGCCGCCGCAGGCGGAGGGAGAAUGAUGACGCCCAGAAGCCGGGCGCGGAGCCUGAGGAGCAGGAUAUUCGGCUUCUCCGUGGCGGCGGCCGAGGAGGAGGAGGAAGAAGAAGUAGCAGUAGAAGAAGAGGAAGAGGAUUCGGAGAUGGUGAGCAGCGAAGGGGGCCCAGUGACCCGGCAGUUCUUCCCGAUGGAGGAUACAGAAAUGGUGGGCCCAUCAUCGGCCGAAGGAGGAGGAGGAGGAGGAGGAAGCAUCGCCGGAAUCGGAGCUGGUGGGUUCCCCCGGGCCCACUGGGUGGGAGUGAAGUUCUGCCAAUCGGAAUCGUCGGCGGCGGCGGCGGCGGUGGGGGAGGUGGCGGGGGCGCAGCCGAUGAAGAAGAGCAGGCGGGGCCCACGGUCGAGGAGCUCGCAGUACCGAGGAGUCACCUACUACCGGAGAACCGGCCGCUGGGAAUCCCACAUAUGGGAUUGCGGGAAGCAAGUCUACCUGGGAGGAUUUGACACAGCACAUGCAGCUGCUCGUGCAUAUGAUAGAGCAGCGAUCAAGUUCAGAGGGGUGGAGGCCGAUAUUAACUUCAGCAUUGAAGAUUAUGAAGACGACCUCAAACAGAUGAGCAAUUUGACCAAGGAGGAGUUUGUGCACGUACUAAGGCGACAGAGCACUGGUUUCCCAAGGGGGAGUUCCAAAUAUAGAGGAGUCACUUUGCACAAGUGUGGCCGCUGGGAAGCCCGGAUGGGCCAAUUCCUCGGCAAAAAGUAUGUUUACUUGGGUUUGUUUGAUACUGAGGUUGAAGCUGCCAGGGCUUACGAUAAAGCAGCAAUUAAGUGCAAUGGCAAGGAUGCGGUGACCAACUUUGAUCCAAGCAUUUAUGAAGACGAGCUCAACACAACCUCCACCACCACCACCAAUAAUAAUAACAACAACAGCAACUCCCCUUCUGGUAGCAUGAGCGCUGCUGAUCACAAUCUUGAUCUGAGUUUAGGGAACAACUCCUCCAAGGAAUUCAAUAAUCUCGAUCACCAAACACGGCCUCAUCAUGGUUCAGCCGGAAUGGAUGCCAAUGCCGGAUUCGAUCCCAGCUGGCGAAAUCACGGAUUAAGGCCUCAGGGCAAUGAAGAGCUGCAGCAGCAGAGAAGCAAUGAGAUGGAAGCAAUGCAGCUGCUGAGCCAAACCCAGAUCCGCUCUCCUCCUGGAUCUCUCCAUUACCCUAACCACCACCUCCUCCCGCCUCCCCAUCAUUUCAAUUCUUUUAAUUUCCAGUUUGCAAGCAGCAGUAACACAGGAGGUGGAGGAGGUAGAAUUGGGAGCGAGCUUUCGUUAUCCCCAAGCAGCAAUAAUCAUCAUCACCAUCAUCAUAAUUAUAACAAUAAUUACAAUUAUGAUCAGCAGCAGCAGCAGCAGCAGCAGCAGCAGCAAUGGCAAUUAUCAGGAGGAGGACCGACGAGAGCACCGCCUCCACAACCACCAGCUCCGCCGCAGCAGAUGUAUGGAAGCGCCUCCGCCGCCGCAGCAGCAUCAUCAGGAUUCCCCCAGCCGCCGCAGAUGAUUAAUAACAGGACUCCGUCUCCAUCCCCCAACUGGCUGCAGAAAAAUGGGUUCCAUUACUCCCUCUUGAGACCCUCUUAAUUCACCAUUUUAUAUAUUAGUUUUAUUGUCAUUUUAGUUAAACCAUGAUUAACAACAACUAAGCAGCUGCUGCUGCCUGCCUCUCUGCCUGACGCCAACUAUUUGCUGCUGUAAUUAGUUAAUUUAAUUAAAGGGAGGGGGGUUUGUACUUUGUACUAUCAGGGCAAAACCAGCUUAACCAAGGCAGAAGGGGAAAAGAAAGAAACAAAAAAAAAAAAAAAUAGGUGUCCCUUUUCCUUUUUCUACGGUCUUUAUUUUUAACUUUGGAGAACAUAUAUAUAUGGUUGUUAUCAUUACUGUUAUUGUUGUUGUUGUUAUAGUAAAAAAGUAAAUCCCAAUUCAGGGUUUCUGACUCA
Messenger RNA from Linum tenue, 2262 nucleotides. NCBI's taxonomy places the organism in Eukaryota, Viridiplantae, Streptophyta, Magnoliopsida, Malpighiales, Linaceae. The record is from the annotation of a GenBank genome assembly.